AUGCGCGUUUAUUAAGCCUAAUUUGAAGAAAAAACAGUCUCGUUCAAACCUUCUAGUCUGUCAUAAAAGUCCUAAGACUCACGUUUUCUUAUCUCCUUCUUGUUCUUCUUUAUACUCCAUUUAUAUACUUGGCAACCAGUUUAUAGUUUCUAAACAUUUGUUCUUUCAUUCUUUCUCCAUAAACAUCAUAGCUUUAAUUUGGGGCCCCUUUAAUUUAAUUUCAUUACAAUUCGUGGGUUUACACAGCUCCUUUUCUGGGGUUUACCUGUUCAUCUUCAUCUAUUAUUUUCUUGGUUUUACUGGGUGCCGAAUUCUUGCUUGAGCCCCUUCAAUCCGAAGGUGUAAAAAACACCAUUCUUUUGUUGUUUCCGAUUGAUUCUUCAUCUGGGUAUUUGUAAGAACAAGUUCUACUGAAAGAAUUUUCAGUAAAAAUGGCCCAUGGGAGGAAAAAGAAGGUGCAUCUUAGCAAGAUGUACUCAUUUAGGAGAGGUGCAUUCGAAGAUGAUCAUUCACAGAUUGGAGGGCCUGGGUUUUCAAGGGUUAUUUAUUGCAAUGAAAAUGGUGGAUCAGAGGGCGUGAUUCAAAAUUACGCCGAUAAUUAUGUGAGGUUAACAAAGUACACACCAGUAACAUUUCUCCCAAAAUCAUUGUUUGAACAGUUUAGAAGAGUCGCUAAUUUCUACUUUCUUGUUACUGGGAUCUUAGCUUUUACACCAUUAGCUCCUUAUUCACCUGUUAGUGCUGUUCUUCCUCUUAUUAUCGUCAUUGGUGCUACAAUGGUGAAAGAAGGGAUCGAAGAUUGGCAAAGACAACAGCAGGAUCAUGAGGUUAAUAAUCGAAAAGUUAAAGUUCAUCGUGGUGGUGGAGUUUUCGAAUCGAGCCAAUGGAAGAAACUAAGAGUGGGUGAUAUAGUGAAAGUAGAAAAAGACGAAUUCUUCCCUGCUGAUCUUCUUUUGCUUUCAUCAAGCUACGAUGACGCAAUCUGUUACGUUGAAACGAUGAAUCUAGAUGGCGAAACGAAUUUGAAGUUAAAACAAUCAUUAGACGUAACUUCUUCAAUCAACGAAGAUUCAAAAUUUAACAACUUCAAAGCUACAGUAAGAUGCGAAGAUCCAAACGCAAGUUUAUACACUUUCGUUGGAACAAUGAUGUUUCAAGAACAACGAUAUCCACUUUCACCUCAACAGCUUCUUUUACGAGAUUCCAAGCUUCGAAACACAGAUUACAUCUAUGGCGCCGUGAUCUUCACUGGUCAUGACACGAAAGUCAUCCAAAAUUCAACGGACCCACCUUCAAAAAGAAGCAGAAUCGAGAGACGAAUGGAUAACAUCAUCUAUUUCUUGUUCUUCGUCUUGUUUCUAAUGGCUUUUGUAGGAUCGAUCUAUUUCGGGAUUGUAACUAGAGACGAUUUAGAUGGUGAUCGAAUGAAAAGAUGGUAUUUAAGACCAGACGAUUCUGAUAUCUUCUUUGAUCCCGAACGAGCUCCCAUGGCAGCCAUCUAUCACUUCCUCACAGCAGUGAUGCUAUACAGCUACUUAAUUCCCAUCUCUCUGUAUGUUUCAAUUGAAAUGGUGAAAGUAUUGCAGACGAUUUUCAUCAACAACGACAUUGAUAUGUACGAUGAAGAAUCUGAUAAACCCGCCCAUGCUAGAACAUCAAAUUUGACCGAAGAACUUGGUCAAAUUGAUACAAUUUUAUCAGAUAAAACAGGAACUUUGACAAUGAACUCAAUGGAGUUCAUCAAAUGCUCAGUAGCAGGGACAGCUUAUGGGCGUAAAGUUACAGAAGUUGAAAGAGCCAUGGCUAAAAAAUCAGGGUCUCCAUUUCGAUUUCUUGAAGAUGAAAAAGAUGCGUUUUCUCAUUUAUCAGUGAAAGGAUACAACUUUGAAGAUGAAAGGAUUACAAAUGGGAGAUGGGCUCAUGAACCACAUUCUGAAGUGAUACAAAAGUUUCUUCGAUUAUUAGCAAUUUGUCAUACAGCCAUACCUGAUGUGGAUGAAGUAACAGGGAAAGUGACUUAUGAAGCUGAGUCACCUGAUGAAGCAGCUUUCGUGAUUGCAGCUCGAGAACUCGGGUUUCAAUUCUAUAAAAGGACACACACAAGUGUCUGUUUUAUGGAGUUUGAUCCUAAAUCGAAGACAAAUGUCGAAAGAUCAUAUGAACUUUUGAAUGUUCUAGAGUUUAAUAGUACACGAAAGAGAAUGUCUGUUAUUAUAAGGGAUGAUGAAGGAAAGCUAUUAUUACUUUCUAAAGGUGCUGACAGUGUGAUGUUUGAAAGACUAUCAAAAAACGGGAGAGAAUUCGAAGAGAAAACAAGAGAACAUGUGAAUGAAUAUGCGGAUGCAGGGUUAAGGACUUUAAUACUUGCAUAUCGUGAACUCAAUGACAAAGAAUACAAAGAAUUCAAUGAGAAAUUCACAGAAGCUAAAAACUCAGUUAGUGCAGAAAGAGAUGAUUUGAUAAGUGAAGUUACAGAUGAGAUUGAGAAAGAUUUGAUACUUCUUGGAGCAACUGCUGUUGAGGAUAAACUGCAAAAAGGGGUUCCAGAAUGCAUUGACAAACUUGCUCAAGCUGGAAUCAAGAUAUGGGUUUUAACUGGUGAUAAAAUGGAAACAGCCAUUAAUAUAGGUUUUGCUUGUAGUUUGCUUAGACAAGGAAUGAAACAGAUAGUAAUAACAUUGGAGUCGCCGGAAAUCAUAGAAGCAGAAAAAGCCGGGGAUAAAAAUGUCAUUGCGAAGGUUUCCAAAGCUAGUGUUGAGAAACAGAUAUCAGAAGGAAUGGCUCAGAUGAAAGGUUCAAAGUCUGAGGCAUAUGCUUUGAUCAUUGAUGGAAAAUCUCUUGCGUAUGCUUUAAACGAUGACACAAAAAACGAGUUUUUAGAACUUGCAGUUGGAUGUGCCUCUGUUAUUUGUUGUCGUUCGUCGCCAAAACAAAAGGCAUUGGUUACACGACUUGUUAAAGAGGGAACCGGAAAGACGACAUUAGCAAUCGGCGAUGGAGCUAACGAUGUCGGAAUGAUUCAAGAAGCCGACAUCGGAAUCGGAAUCAGUGGAGUUGAGGGAAUGCAGGCGGUUAUGUCGAGCGACAUCUCAAUUGCUCAAUUCCGGUUUUUGGAACGAUUGCUAUUAGUCCACGGACAUUGGUCUUACCGAAGAAUUUCUUCAAUGAUAUGCUAUUUUUUCUAUAAAAACAUCGUAUUUGGAACCACGAUUUUCUUGUAUGAAGCUUAUGCAUCAUUCUCAGCUCAACCUGCGUAUAAUGAUUGGUAUUUGUCUCUUUACAAUGUCUUCUUCACAUCGCUUCCUGUCAUUGCAUUGGGAGUAUUUGAUCAAGAUGUAUCUUCUCGAUUUUGUCUCAAGUUCCCUUUGCUAUACCAAGAAGGUGUACAAAACACACUCUUCAGAUGGCGUAGAAUCUUCAGCUGGAUGCUCAACGGGCUAAUAAGUGGCAUAAUCAUAUUUUUCCUCUGUAUCACAGCCUUAAACCCCGAAUCAUACAACAAAAAUGGAAAAACAGCUGGGAUGGAGAUUGUGGGGGCCACAUUGUACACAUGCAUCGUAUGGGUAGUCAACUGCCAGAUGGCAUUAGCCGUUAGUUACUUCACCUUAAUCCAACACAUCUUCAUCUGGGGAGGUGUGCUCCUGUGGUACCUCUUCCUGUUAGCUUAUGGUGCACUCCCAGCCUCCAUUUCAACUACUGCAUAUGAAGUCUUUGUGGAAACACUUGCACCUUCUCCUUCGUAUUGGGUUGUGACUCUUUUUGUAGUGAUUGCUUCUUUGAUACCGUAUUUUAGUAUUAAGGCGAUUCAAAUGAGGUUCUUUCCGGGGUACCAUGGAAUGGUGCAAUGGAUAAGGCAUGAAGGUCAUGGUGAAGAUCCUGAGUAUUGUAAUAUGGUUAGACAAAGGUCGAUAAGGCCAAGGAUGACUGUGGGGUUGACUGCUCGUUCGGUAGCAAGAGAUAAUAAUUUGUAUAAUUUGGAUCGUCAUCUUGAGAGAUGAUUUUGGGGUACAUAAUGUAUUUUGAUUUAGAUUGUUGUUUGUACAUUGUAAAUUUGGAUAGUGGAUGUAUAGGGUUAUAGAAAUUAAUUAUUUUAUUUAAUAUUUGUUGUAUAAUAAAAACAAUUUUUAGUUGUAAAAUUUCAGCCUUUUGGAUGUCCAUUCAUAAA
Lactuca sativa (garden lettuce) is the source of this 4165-nucleotide messenger RNA. RefSeq names its product putative phospholipid-transporting ATPase 9. Gene Ontology annotation, cellular component: plasma membrane. NCBI's taxonomy places the organism in Eukaryota, Viridiplantae, Streptophyta, Magnoliopsida, Asterales, Asteraceae. Gene Ontology annotation, biological process: phospholipid translocation. The record is from RefSeq and is a predicted model, not a curated record. Gene Ontology annotation, molecular function: ATP hydrolysis activity; magnesium ion binding; ATP binding.